Molecule: messenger RNA, 1647 nt
Organism: Rhincodon typus (whale shark)
Lineage: Eukaryota; Metazoa; Chordata; Chondrichthyes; Orectolobiformes; Rhincodontidae
Gene: arsb
Product: arylsulfatase B
Exons: 8
Coding region: 40-1611 (523 amino acids)
Source: RefSeq, a predicted model, not a curated record
UGACGGUGCGGCUGUAAACUGCUGCCUUCCGGGUGUUGGAUGCGGCUGAAGUGUGAAACUGGGUCAAUGAGGCCGUGUUUUGUGUUCCGCUUGCUUGUCUUUUCCGUUGUCCUUUCCAUCUCGGAAACUUCCCAGCCGCACAUCAUCUUCGUUCUGGCCGACGAUUAUGGCUGGAACGAUAUCGGGUACCACGGCUCUCAGAUCCGAACGCCGGUUCUGGACAAGCUCUCAGCUCAGGGGGUCAGGCUGGAAAACUACUAUGUCCAGCCCCUGUGUACACCUUCACGCAGCCAGUUACUGACCGGCAGGUACCAGAUUCACACAGGUUUACAACAUGAAAUUAUCUGGCCUUGUCAACCAUACUGCCUCCCGUUGGAUGAAAAGCUGCUGCCUCAACUACUCAAGGAGGUCGGGUACAGUACGCACAUGAUAGGCAAGUGGCACUUGGGUAUGUACAAGAAGGAGUGCCACCCAACGCAGAGAGGAUUUGAUUCUUUUUUUGGUUACUUGUUGGGCAGUGAGGAUUAUUACACCCACAAGCGUUGUUAUUUCAUUGAGAAGCUAAAUGUCACUCGCUGUGCACUGGAUUUGCGCAACGGGGAAGAACCUGCUGCUGAAUAUACAAACAUAUAUUCAACCCAUUUAUUUACAAGGAAAACCAUUGAUCUUCUAUCUAAACAUGACCCUGCAAAGCCUCUAUUUCUGUACUUGCCCUUCCAGUCUGUUCAUGUACCACUCCAAGUGCCUGAGGAGUACAUGAAGCCAUACAGUUUUAUCCAUGAUGAGGCUCGACGCCAGUAUGCAGGAAUGGUGUCCAUGAUGGAUGAAGCUGUGGGGAACAUCACUCACGCUCUGCACAAGUAUGGAUUCUGGAAUAAUAGUGUCUUAAUCUUUUCCACAGACAAUGGAGGACAGACCUUGGGAGGUGGAAAUAACUGGCCUCUGCGAGGACGCAAGUGGACACUGUGGGAAGGAGGUGUCCGAGGCGUGGGUUUUGUCACUAGCCCCCUGCUAAAGUGGAAGGGCAGAGUAAAUCAUGAACUCAUUCACAUCUCUGACUGGCUCCCUACGUUAGUGACUUUGGCCAAAGGAACCACUAAAGGCACCAAACCACUGGAUGGCUUUGACAUGUGGAAAACCAUCAGUGAAGGACAUCCCUCACCCAGAACUGAAUUGCUGCACAACAUUGAUUCGUUGUUUGUUGAUAAUUCUCCAUGUCCCGUUUUGUCCAAACAAAAUGCUACCUCCGGUGUUGAACUGACAAAGUGGCAGAAUUCCACCUUUAAUGUGUCCAUUCAUUCUGCAAUCCGAUCUGGGAACUGGAAGCUGUUAACUGGAUAUCCUGGCUGCAGUUACUGGUUUCCACCACCAUCAUUGUCCAAACAAAUGCAGCCGCUAUCAGCAGACCCACCGAAGAAAAACGUUUGGCUUUUUAACAUUGCAGCUGAUCCAGAGGAGCGAGUUGACCUUUCAGACAAAUAUCCCAGCAUUGUUGAGAAGUUACUGUCAAGACUUCAAUACUAUCAGGACAGUGCCGUGCCUAUCACUUACCCAGCGGAAGAUCCGAAGUGCGAUCCUGGCAAGGAUGGGGUUUGGGGGCCUUGGGCCUAGGAGCCAAGUUUGAUUGAUUAAAACUAAUAAUGUUUA